UAAAACAAAUGGAUAAUAAUAAUCAUCAAAAUCAAUCACAGAAUUCUUUAACGAAUACUGUUCAGCUAGUGCAAUUGACAUCUGCAAAUACAGCAAUGUGUCAAUUAACUGCUGCUUCUGGUUCAACCGCUUCGGGUGCAAUUGAUCAUCAUGGACAUCAAUUACAUCAUUCAAAACAUCCGCAUCAUCAUCAUUUUCAACAACAACAACAACAUCCACAUUCGAUUACAUUUGAAAAAGCUUCAUCAAUAAAUCAACAACAACAACAUCAACAAUCAACAUCAUUGAUAUUGAAUAUGUCACAAAUACAAUCUAGUUUUAUAAUACUUAAUCAACAACAACAACAACAACAAAGACAACAAUCAAAUGGUCAACAACAACCAAUAACAUUUGUUACAUAUCGUAAUCGUACCGGUUCAAUGAAUUCAGCAGCCGCAGCAUCAGCAUCAGCAGCAACAACAACAACAAUGAUGUUAACAACAACAACAACACCUAAACAACAACAAAAUAUAUCUAAAUUAACUGAUUUAACAUCAUCAUCAUCAUCGACAUCGUUACAUCAACCUCAACAUCAGCAGCAAUCAAUUUGUACAUUUAAAGUGCCGAUUAAUGUUGGAAUUCAACAACAACAACAACAGCCAACAGAUAAUCAAAUGUUUUGUCCUUUGACAAAUUCAAAAAAUUCUGUGAUGACACCAAUUUUUACUGCUGCUGCUACGGAUAUAACAUUACCAUCAUCAUCAUCAUCGAUUAAUGAUAAUAAUAAUGAUGAUGAUAUACAAAUGGCUGAAAUUGAAAUGGAUACAUUAAACGAAUUGGAUUCGAAUGCAAAUACAUUUCAUUUAGAUGAUGAAGAAUCAAUGUUAAUAUCGACAAGUAAUGCAUCAACACCUGAACAUCAUUUAUCAUUUGGACAUCAACAACAACAACAAAAACAACCAAAUCAUUCAAAUCUUAACCAGCUUGUUAUUGUUGGUAAUAGUAAUAAUGGAAAUUAUUUACAACAACAUCAUUGUUUAGAUUCAAAAUUAUCAACAACAAAUAAUUCAAGUUAUGACAAUAAUAAUAAUUUUGAUACAUUUGAUACGUCAUUAUUUGAUAAUAUUGAUAAUGAUAAUCAAUCAACAGCAACAAAUACAUUGAAUGCGAAUUGUCAUUUGAUGUCUAAACAAAGAUCUCAUCCACAUAUAAUUGGUCGUGAUAGUUUAAUUAAUUCGGUUAAUUAUAAUCAAAAUAAUAAUAAUAAUCGAUUAGCUUUAUGUUUUGAAUACAAAUGA
Messenger RNA from Dermatophagoides pteronyssinus (European house dust mite), 1277 nucleotides. RefSeq names its product Calmodulin-binding transcription activator (gene Camta). Gene Ontology annotation, biological process: regulation of transcription by RNA polymerase II. The record is from RefSeq and is a predicted model, not a curated record. Lineage: Eukaryota; Metazoa; Arthropoda; Arachnida; Sarcoptiformes; Pyroglyphidae. Gene Ontology annotation, molecular function: double-stranded DNA binding; transcription coregulator activity. Gene Ontology annotation, cellular component: nucleus.